UCGUUUUGAAGAACGCAGUGCACUUGUAUCUUGUUUCAAGUUAUUUUGUACGUUUAUUUUUCACGUGUAUGAAGAAAUAUUAUUAUUAUGUUUGAGGUUACGAAUGAAAAUUUUAACACGAUAUAUCCACACUUGGAACGUACAUUGAAAAAUGCGAGUUUCAUAGCGAUUGAUACGGAAUUAACAGGUUUAAAUGUUGAUGAUGUCAAAAAUAGUUUGUUCGAUUCCAUUAACGAGCGCUAUGAGAAGCAGAGGAGUAGCAUUCAACCAUACAUAAUAAUUCAAUUUGGUAUCACUGCGUUUCAACGAAUUCAACAUGAAAAUCAGUACACGGCAGAAGCCUUCAAUUUCUUCCUGCUACCUCGAUCUAUUCCAUCAAAGAAUAGACAGUUUGUCUGGCAAGUCGCUGCAUUAGAAUUCCUGACUGCAUACGAGUUUGAUUUUAACAAGUUUGCUUAUAAUGGUAUUUCAUAUCUCAAUGAGGAUGACCAAGCAAUCUUGCAGCAACAAUUGGAGGAGAAUGUAUUGUUUCAUAAUGUGGAAAGAUCUAUGUCUUACAGAGAAGAAGACAGUCUCAAAGAUUAUAUCAAUCAAGUAUUCGAAUGGUUGAAUACAGCGAGUGAUGAGACAAACUCGUUGAAAAUUGACACUCCUACUCCAAUUUUGCAGUAUCUCACGCACAAAGAAUUAAGAAAUCGUUUCCCAAAUGUUUGGACUUUCUCAGGGAAUAAUAUGGUGACUGUUAUGAAAAUUCGACCAGAUUCGAGAGCAAUUUUAGAACAAGAAGAAGGCUCUAUAUUGGAAAAUGUAUUGCUCGAAUCAUACAUAGGUUUUUCAAAAGUGUUUAAGCUUUUGGUUACUUUGAAAAAACCUAUAGUAGCACAUAAUGCUUUGUUAGAUUUAAUGUUUAUGUAUCAACAGUUUUAUAAGCCAUUACCAAAAAAAUACACUAAUUUUAAGGAUAGCCUACAUCAAUUAUUUCCAACAAUUUACGACACAAAAUUUUUAAGCUUUGAAUUGAGAGAGCAUCUUUCAACAGAACAAAAAUGGAAAUUUAAUUCUUUAAGUGGUUUAGUUGAGUAUUUCACAGAAAAGCAAGGAAAAUAUUUAGCACUUGGAUCACCUAAUAUUAAUCUUACUUGCAAAAUAAAUUCAGAUAAAUCGAAUGUUGUACCUUCGACGAAAUAUCAUACUGCAGGAUGGGAUUCUUAUUUUGCUGGCUAUGUGUUUAUUCGACUAAUUCAUGUAUUUUCUGCAAAAUGUUAUGGACAGAGUUCAACAUUGAAGCAUUUUACACAUACAGAAUUAAUGAAUAAUGUAAAAAGUUUCGCAAAUUGCAUAAAUAUCAUCCGUGGCAGUACAUCACAUCUGAAACUUGAUGGACCUGAACCAGGAUCGACUCGACCUAAAUGGCUUUUUGUGAAAACGUUAGCAUCGAAGCCGAUAACCGCCAUGCAGAUAGCUGAAAAAAUGUCGAGUUUUGGUGCGGUUGACAUAAAACAAUGCACAUCGAAGCGCAUGUUAGUUGCAGUAGCAAAUCAUGGAAGCGCACGGGACAUAUUGCGACACUUCCAACAAAACAAGGAGCUAUAUGUUGUCCCUUACAACCCGAUACGGCAUUCAGUUACGGUCCAACUCGCCCUGUGGGGCAGUAUAGCCGUUUCCAGCGGGCUCUUAACUUGGCUGCUGCAUCAGAAGCUGCAGAGAAGCUCUUAGAUAGUCUACCUAAAUCUGAAAAAAAAAAAAAGAUUGAGAACAAUAAUAGAAGGUAUAUCCUUAGUUUAAAUUUUUAUAAGUUUAAAAACUGUCCUAAUAAAUUUAAGAAAAGAACACAAGCUUUAAAAUACAAAGGUAUGUAUGUAAGAAACGUUUUUGAUAUAAUAAUAGAAGGCGAAGUACUUUGACAAUUUUGUCCUUCGUUUUUUGUUUAAUCCUUAAAGAGAUUCGUUGAA
Molecule: messenger RNA, 1952 nt
Organism: Camponotus floridanus (Florida carpenter ant)
Lineage: Eukaryota; Metazoa; Arthropoda; Insecta; Hymenoptera; Formicidae
Product: pre-piRNA 3'-exonuclease trimmer
Exons: 12
Coding region: 88-1716 (542 amino acids)
Biological process (GO): nuclear-transcribed mRNA poly(A) tail shortening
Cellular component (GO): endoplasmic reticulum; cytoplasm
Molecular function (GO): poly(A)-specific ribonuclease activity; RNA binding
Source: RefSeq, a predicted model, not a curated record